GUGUUUUACGUAGGGGAGGCUUCGGGCGGACGCGUGGGACCCCGACGGAGCAAAGGUCGCCGGCCGGCCUCGGGUUCGGGUUCGCCGACCCCAAACAACAAACUUGACAAUAGGAGCGCCCGCCGGCGCGGCGAGGCGUGGCCGCCGAGGGCUGGUGGAUCAUUGUGCUGUGAAGGCGGUCCGCACCAGCAGCGAGCGCCCCGGGCAGCCGUCGCGGGCUGCCGACAUCGGAACCGCCCAAUCCGCCGCCGCGGCGACGGGCGCCGCGCGGCAGCAUGGUCACCAUAAAACCCCCGCCCAGGACACCGCCGAAGAAGAACCGGAUGGACAACACGCAAUCUUCCUUCGGCAGCAUCGGCAGCGCGACCUCGAGCCUCAUGGACCUCACGAGCCGGGGCGCGAAAGCGGACGAGGCCGGCGUCGCCCAGGCGGCCAUGGCCGCCGACGCGGAACGACAAGAGGUCGAGGAACGAGAAAGGGCGUUGAGCGGCGACCUCGGCCAGGACGAGUCUGAUGGCGAAGACGUUAAUUUCGUCGUAGAGCAUCCCCCUUUAGCUUUUGAUACAAAUGCGAACAUGAUCUGCACCUUCACGUCCGAGAUCUUCUGCGAGUGUAGUGUGGAGCGGCUGCGGUCGCAUGAGACCGUUGUGCGCAUUUGUGAUGAUCACCCUUUGGCACUGCAUCCUGAUGGUACAGAUAUUGACUUCGAGAAGGGCGUGCCCUGCGAAGCAUUCCGGAAUUUACUGCAAGGUAAAAAGAUCACGCGAGCCGCGAUCACAUUAGGUAAACACUCAGCAAGAUGGAUCCACAUCGAGCCGCCAUGUAAGGCCGAAGUGCAUUUCUCACAUGCUCGAAGACCACUCGGCGCGGCGAACUUCGAGGACGGGUCGACGUUUGUCGACUACGGCUUCCCUUCCGCUGGGCCUUGUAGGUACUUCCCCGCGGCGCACGAAAGUGCCGACCGACUCCUCGAAUUAGGACUGAGACCGCCGUCCAAAGGUGGGGCGGGCUGGACGGCGCCCCUCGUAGCUGAGGGCCUGCGCUGCUGCGGCCGGGCCUGUUGCAACGGCAAGUACAAGGAGCCUCCUGAUUUACCUGGAGACGAUAGUCGGGGGCCGGAGCCGUCGUACCUGACGCCGCGCGAGGGCUGCUGCGCGGUGUCGUAAAUUCGCUGAACAUAACUUAGAGUUGCUUGUUUGC
This is a messenger RNA of Pelagomonas calceolata, 1200 nucleotides long. Lineage: Eukaryota; Pelagophyceae; Pelagomonadales; Pelagomonadaceae. The record is from the annotation of a GenBank genome assembly.